CGCAAGGCCGCAGCUUGGCUGGUCCAAAUCUAGCGCACGCGCUCUCAGCCCCGCCCGCCUCGAUAGCCAAGACCGGUCCACAUGGUUUCUUAACCCACGCCUGUCUCGGGUGGCUUGCGGGUGGCUCGCAGGUCGGCCGUUCGCCGUGGGGGCUUCAAGCGAUAGCCAGCUUGGAGGAGGCGACCCAGGCCCCAUUCACUUCUCAAUGAGAAAAUGGGAACGAGAGUGGGGACAGGGCGCCCCCACUUCAGUUAAGAACUGACGAGGAGAGGCUGUUUUCCCCAUCCACUCCCCAGGCCCCACUACAAUCAUGGCCGGUCUCUACCACGACGACGUGAUCCCGGUCGCCCUCGCCGAGACCGAGAAGCGUGAUGUGCGCAUGGAGCAGCGCGCUGCGUCCCUUUCUUCGGAGAAGAAGGACGGCUCGGCCCUCGCCCACGUCUCCUCGCCUGCUCACGACAUUACCGACCCUUCGGACCCCCACUACGGCGACGAGUUCCCGACCGAGGAGGAGGUGGCGCACCUCCACCGCAUUCCUGACAGAAUCCCAUGGGCCACCUACCUUGUCGCCUACAUCGAGCUUGCGGAGCGCUUCUCCUACUACGGUUGCACCGUUGUUUUCACAAACUUCAUCCAGCAGCCUCUGCCCCCCAACUCGAACACGGGUGCUGGCAAGGAUGACUACCGCUCUGGCGCCCUUGGCAUGGGUCAGCGUGCCUCUACCGGUCUCACCACUUUCAACACCUUCUGGGUUUACGUCACGCCUCUCUUUGGCGCCUACCUCGCUGACAAGUACUGGGGUCGCUACAAGACUGUUUGCGUGGCUGUUGCAGUCGCCAUGGUUGGUCACAUUAUUUUGAUUAUUGCGGCGAUUCCCCAGGUUAUCGUCAACAAGGGCGGCGCUUUGGCGUGCUUCAUCAUUGCUAUCAUCAUCAUGGGCGCGGGAACAGGUUGCUUCAAGAGCAACAUCUCGCCUCUUGUCGCUGAGCAGUACACCAAGAAGAAGAUGUUCAUCCGCACUCAGAAGAACGGCGAGCGCGUUAUUGUCGACCCCACUCUGACCAUCUCGCGGACGUACAUGUACUUCUACUUCUUCAUCAACGUCGGUGCCCUGGUCGGACAGAUUGGUAUGGUGUACGCCGAGAAGUACGUCGGCUUCUGGCUCUCGUACCUUCUCCCUACGAUUGUCUUCUUGACGACUCCUAUUGUCCUCUGGCUUGGGUACAACCUCUACGUCAAGACUCCCCCCCAGGGCUCCGUUCUCGCAGGUGCACUCCACAUCUUCAAGUACGCCGCCAAGGGCCAGUGGACCCUUAACCCCGUCAAGAUGUUCAAGCGCAUGGGCUCGGACAGCUUCUGGAACCGCGCGAAGCCCAGCCAGGUUGUUGCCCGUGGCGAGACUCCGCCGAGCUGGAUGACCUUUGACGACAAGUGGGUCGACGAGGUCAAGCGUGGAUUCAAGGCCUGUGCCGUCUUCCUGUGGUACCCCAUCUUCUGGCUCACCUACAACCAGAUCAACAACAACCUUACAUCGCAGGCUGCUACCAUGGAGCUGCACGGUCUCCCCAACGACGUUCUCUCCAACCUGAACCCCUUCUCGCUCCUCAUCCUUAUCCCUCUUUGCGAUCUUCUCAUCUACCCCGCCCUCCGCAAGCGCGGCAUCCUCUUCACCCCCAUCAAGAAGAUCACCUGCGGUUUCUUCGCCGGCUCCGCGGCCAUGGUUUGGGCUGCUGUCGUUCAGCACUACAUCUACAAGACCAACCCUUGUGGCUACUCGGCCGCCACGUGUGUCGACGCUGCGGAGAAGCCUCUGGUUUCGCCACUCAAUGUCUGGAUCCAGUCCGGCUCCUACGUCCUCAUCGCCCUCGCCGAAGUGUUCGCGUCCAUCACUGGUCUAGAGUACGCGUUCAGCAAGGCUCCUGUGAACAUGCGCAGUCUCGUUAUGAGCGUCUUCUUGUUCAUGUCUGCGUUCUCGUCUGCCCUUGGACAGGCGUUCGUGUCGCUCUCGAAUGACCCGCUCCUCGUCUGGAACUACGCAUCGAUGGCUGUCAUCGCCUUUUUCGCUGGCUGUGGCUUCUGGUUGACGCACCGCCACCUGGAUGCCCAGGAGGACGAGCUCAACGCUCUGGACGCUGGCCAGCUCAACAAGAGCGACCGUGUCACGAAUUACGAGUAGGGAGUGAGGAAUUUGCCGUUGGUCGGUCGGCUUUAGUAAUCUGGAUUUGUAGGACUGGAGUGCACGAUGCUAUCAUUAUCUUUGAG
Molecule: messenger RNA, 2262 nt
Organism: Cutaneotrichosporon oleaginosum
Lineage: Eukaryota; Fungi; Basidiomycota; Tremellomycetes; Trichosporonales; Trichosporonaceae
Biological process (GO): transmembrane transport; oligopeptide transport
Cellular component (GO): membrane
Molecular function (GO): transmembrane transporter activity
Source: RefSeq, a predicted model, not a curated record